GGGAUGCCUGAGGAUGAAGAGGAAGAUGGUGAGAAGGAUGAUGACCCCAAUAUCCCCAGUGCUGCUAAUCUAGACGAGAAAGAAAGGGAGCAGUUAAGAGAGCAGGUCUAUGAUGCCAUGGCUGAACCAGAGAAGCCGGAGAAAUCUGCCGAAGAGACCAAGACUAACGGAAAGGCAGAGAAUGGCGACGUGGACAUGGAAGAGGUGGACAAGCCAUCUGAAGAGAAAAUGGAAGAAACUCCUGUGUCCAGCUCUGAGAAGGUGGAUAAAGGUGAGAAGAGCGCUGCUGUGACUGAAGAGAAGGGUGAGGCUGUGACUAAAGAGAAGAGCACAGAUGAAUCCAAGGAUCAGGAGAAGAGUGCAGAGGAAUCUAAGAAAGAAAAGAGCGCAAAGGCAGAAGAGAAGAGCACUGAGGAAUCAAAGGGUAAGAGCGCCAAGGCAGAGAAGAGCACCAAGGAAUCAAAGGGAAAGAGCACAGAGGCAGCAAAGGCAGAAGAG
Staurois parvus is the source of this 498-nucleotide messenger RNA. The record is from the annotation of a GenBank genome assembly. Lineage: Eukaryota; Metazoa; Chordata; Amphibia; Anura; Ranidae.